AUGUUCCCGAGGUUGAAGAUCAAUGCAAUGUUUAUGUUCCCAGGAAAUGAAGAGUUGGUGAGAAAGGCAAUGGCGAAAAGGAAACGGAGGCGGCUGGUGAAAAUGGUUGAUCUAUCUGACCCAAGAGGUCUCGCCCAGAAAAGUGUAGUCGUUUUAGACAAAUCUGCUUCUCAAACUACCAAUGCUCCUGCUCCUACUCUCCGGGCCUCCAGUGCAUCUGAGACUUCUGCUUCAGCGACUCUUGAGAAAGAAACAGCUUGUGUCAGCUUAGAUCGUCCUGUUCAGAUUGGAGAUAAACCUGCCUUUCUGCGCGAUCUUUCCUUGGCCGUGCAGACUCUUCUCAAUGUGGUUCCCGAGGACGAACUCCGUGACAUGAUGAAACUUAGCUUCAACAACAAGGUUGCCCAGGCUCUCCAUGGUUUAGUCGCGGUAUGGUUUUUCCUUUUAUUAUUUUAUUUUAUGUUCUACCCUUCUGAUUAUCCUAUUCUUCAUUUGCAGUCCAUCACUUAUGUUAAAGCCAUGAACCUCCAAGGACAAGAUUUGCUCAAGCUUUGCAAGGAUAGAGCCCUGGAGCUGACUGUUUGCAAGGAGUGCCUUGGAUCUCUUCAUUAA
Messenger RNA from Ilex paraguariensis (yerba mate), 612 nucleotides. Lineage: Eukaryota; Viridiplantae; Streptophyta; Magnoliopsida; Aquifoliales; Aquifoliaceae. The record is from the annotation of a GenBank genome assembly.